Venustampulla echinocandica is the source of this 2619-nucleotide messenger RNA. RefSeq lists its product as uncharacterized. The record is from RefSeq and is a predicted model, not a curated record. Bases 1 to 2619 code for a protein of 872 amino acids. The transcript is spliced from 5 exons. NCBI's taxonomy places the organism in Eukaryota, Fungi, Ascomycota, Leotiomycetes, Helotiales, Pleuroascaceae.
AUGGCAGACGUCAAGACUGUACAUGUCCCUCAUUUGGGCGGAACUGAUGCUGGCUAUCAGAUGCCUUAUCCAUAUGAUCCAUCGAAACCCACCUUGAUCCUUGUGAACUCCUUUACCACAAGCUCUGAGCUGUAUCAGGGUCAAUAUGGAAACAAGGCUCUUACCGACAAGAUGAACCUUCUUGCGAUCGAACUACUCGGCCAUGGAAAGACCCGAACCAAGUCCGAGCAGUUCACAUACUGGGAUACCGCGAUAAUGAACCUACAGGUGAUGGAAGCCCUUGGUAUCAAGAAGGCUUUCGUGCUGGGCACCAGCCAGGGAGGAUGGAUCACAGCACGCAUGGCAUUGCUGGCCCCAGACCGGAUCGAAGGCAUCAUCCCGCUGGGGACAUCGAUGGACCGCGAAUCCGAACGAACCCGCAAACUCGGUUGCUGGGACGGUGUAGCAGCUUGUGCUGGGCCGAUCAAAACAUGGACGUCGAACCAGGCCACACCAGAUUUCCAACCAGACCUGGAAUACUGCAAUUUCCUCAUUGACAUCGGCUUCGGCAAAAACUGCGGCCAGGAAGUCCGCGAUUUCUGGGUCAAGACCAUCCAGGCCAACUACAAAGGCGAUGAUGGACGCCGCCGCGCCCGCGUCGCUGCUAUAAAUCUUGCGGAGCGCGAUGGGCUCCACGGGCGCUUGUUUGAUGUCCGAUGCCCGGUUCUGUGGUUGCACGGGACGGCCGAUGCCGUGUAUAGCGUCGCCAAUGCGGAGGAGGAGAUUAAGAUGUUUGUUAACUCGAAGUCGGCGGAACUGCGUACUGUGCCGGACGGCGCGCACUUUCUGAGUGCUUCGCAUCCAAAGGAGGUUGAUGGGGCGUUGAUCGAUUCCUGCCCCGCCCCCACCGCCUCCACUCUAGGCAGCCACAUCCUCCAGCGGCUUUCCAGCUGUAGUACGAGGACAGCUACUACUCUGUACGAAGUACAGCUGCCCAUAUCUCACCAUGCGGACAACAACCAGCAACCAACAGCUGCAAAAAUCUCUCUAUACCUUACCUACGAAUCCCUUCAUUCCGCGCCGCGAUUCCACAAGCACCACGACCACGACCACGCAAGCAAUGGGGAUGUCGCCAAUUCCCACGGCACUCCCAAGCCAAACCGCUUCACCAUGAGCUCGCACCACGAGAAGAAACCUCGUCCCCUCCAUCACCGCCCCGCCGCCGGCCCCCCCGCGGCCUCCUCGAAAUCCCCAAUCGCUGCACCACCGCGAGCGGCGCUCUCUGGCCCAGCACGGGCGAAAUCCGAUCACGCAGGGGAAGAAAAGGGAUCUCUCAAGAGCAGCAAUGAUGCCCCCAAUGGCCCUUCCCCGUCAGGGGUCUCCGUGAUGGAGAACAGCCCCUCCACGGCAUCAGCCUCAUCCGCCGCCACAGCCGCAAUGGGGUCAUCAAAAUUCUCCCCUUCCCGCUCAGCGGACGACAAGAAGAAGAUCUCGGAGCUGGAAGCAGAACUGACAACCAUGACUUCGGAAUUCUCCUCGGAACUCGAAACCCUCUCCUACAAACUAUCCAACGCUCACGAAUCCAGCCUCUUCUGGCAGCAGAAACACUCGUCCCUAAACCAGACGUUCCUCAAAACCGAUACUGAUCUGCGGCUCCUCCGCGCCGAGCUCUCGUCGCUAAAGCAGACCCAGGAGGAUAGGGAUAAGGAUAUUGCGGCGCAGAUGAGGGGCUUGAUGCUGGACCGGGAUGCGUGGAGGGAUGCGUAUAAUGAGGCUAUGAAGGAGGUGAGGGCAAGGGAGGAGGUGGUGGGCGUGCUGAGGGGCCAGGUUAGGGGGCUGAAGAGCUGGGUUAGUGCGAGUAGUAGGGGCGGCGAGGAGCAGGUUAGUGAUGAGGUUGUGGCAGAGCGCUGGACGAGGUUGGGCAAUGGGUUGCAGAAUUGGGUUAUUAUACAUUUUAGACGCGUGAGGAUUGACGUUGACAAGGCGGACGAUGACACAAAAGAACAACUGCUGCGGUUGGUACCCACAUAUAAGUCUUUCGCAGCAACCUCCAAGAUACACUUCAUCCAAUCACUCGUCUCCCGAAUCCUCGUCGAAUCGAUAUUCCAAGUAUAUUUUGUUGGAAUAUCACAAGAACAUGCUGGCGAGCUCGAAAAGGUUGAGAAGUACUUGGGUCGGUUCGGGCCCGAAGAAAGCAUAAACCAAUGGCGUUCCACUACCCUCACCAUCCUCCGCAAAGAGGCGCCCCUAAAGCUGCAGGCAGCAACAGCACCCAUCGUAGAUUCAGCCGUUGAUCAAAUUAGCAACAUCAUGAUAGCCAUUAGUGAUAUGCAACCCUCGGAAACAAGGGACCAAUCACUUAUUAGUCUCAUUCACAGUUCUGUUGAGCUCUCGAGACUUCUGAGAGCGCAGAAAGCGGCCUUCACUGUAACGAUGCCCGUGAUUGAGGAUCAUCAAGAGACUAUGUUCGAUCCUGACAGCAUGGAGGAUAUUGGAGGCGAGGAUGAGGAUACCUUGAGUGAGAGGGAGAUUUGCUGUGUGACGUUCCCCGGAAUCAUCAAGGCCGGGGAUGAGAACGGAGAAAGGGGACACUUGAAAAACGUCGUUGCAAAAACAAGAGUGCUAUGCGCACCUGACUGA